Molecule: messenger RNA, 1041 nt
Organism: Chara braunii
Lineage: Eukaryota; Viridiplantae; Streptophyta; Charophyceae; Charales; Characeae
Source: the annotation of a GenBank genome assembly
UUGCUCGCUGGUCAACUCUGAGUCCGACGUGGAGGGUCUCAGUCGUGUGACUCUUUCUCUAUGUUCGUCGGUGCUCCGUAUGCGGUAGUGGAAACCCUUGGAUUCGUAGCGCUCGAAACGCUGGCACUCGGUGCACAGAGGACGAGGCCAGUGGGGUUCCACUGGCGUCCACGGAAUGGUGAUCAUUUCGUUAAAGGGCAACAAUAUCGAGUAAGGCGGAAAGUGACGUGGACGCGGACCGACGAAUACCCACCGUGUAUCGAGUACCUAGAGCUGCUGAUCGUCCAGGCUUGGAAAACGGACGUGGAAGGCGAUCUCCUCGGCUUCCUUUUCGGAUCAGUACAGCCAGGCCAUCACCAGCCUAUCAUUCAAGAACCCAUCAUCCCGCUCGUGCAAUUGGCUGACGAUCUCCCCCUCGACAUCGUUUCGCAAAGCGACGACAGUCCCGCUCCGCACGUCGUCACACGAGCCUUAGCGCCGUAUCUUCAGUGGACUGCUUGCUUGGAGGAACCCGGGAGUGACAGCACCUUGCCAUCACGUCAUGAGUACUUGAAGUCGUAUGGAAUCAUUGAUCGGGCCUUCUAUCCGAAGGAGCCUAAGGAGGUGCUUCAAGAAGAAGAAGAAGCCACCGAAGAAGAGGGCGACGCCGACGAGGAAACGUCGGAGGAGGGAAGUUACAGUGAGUACAGCGAAGGGGAGCAGAGUGAAGGGACAGAGGAGGUAGAAGAAGAAGAAGAAGAAGACGAAGAGGAGGAAGCCAAAUCGGAGUGGGAGGAUCUGCCGAAAGAAGCGGCGCGCAUAGGCAUGAAAGUGGAAGAUCCCGAAGCGGCACGAAGAAGGGAAGAGAUCGCCGUCGGGAAAAACCAGUUCGAGACCGCCAGCGGGGCAAGCUUGUGCAUCAACGACGACCCGACCAGGGAUCCAGAGCCCCCCGAACCCGAGGAUGGCGAAUCAGCAACCGCGGCUAUGAGCGCAUCGUGACGGAGACGGAGCCGAGCCCCCUCCCCCUCCUCCCCAACCCGUCCCCCAGUUCGUCCACGU